AUGAGCCAGCAAUGGAUGUACGAUGACCGAUGCUCUCCCGAGUUCAUUAAUGGCGUGCGUACUUUUCUGCUUGCGGCUGAGGCAAACAAGUGGGCGGAUGGUUUUAUGCCUUGUCUAUGUGCUGGCUAUAAGAAUGGUCACAAUUACUCUACGUCAAGAACCAUUCACGUCCACCUGUUUGAGUCCGGUUUCAUGCCCCACUAUAAUGUUUGGACCAAGCAUGGAGAAAGAGGGGUUAUGAUGGAAGACAAUGAAGAAGAAGAGGACGACGACAGCUAUCCUGGCCAUGGGUUCUAUCGUGACACCUCCCCUGCUGAAGCUGAAGAAGAGGCAUCGGAUGAGCCCGUUGAUGAUCUAGGUCGGGCCAUUGCCGAUGCAAAGAGAAACUGUGCAAGUGAUUUGGAGAAGAAGAAGUUGCAGCGCAUGUUAGAGGAUCACAAAAAAUUGUUGUACCCGAAUUGCGUAGGUGACAAGAAAAAGCUAGGCACCACACUAGAAUUGCUACAAUGGAAGGCAGAGAAUGGUGUAUCUGACAAGGGAUUUGGAAAGUUGCUGGUAAUGAUAAAGAAUAUGCUUCCAAAGGACAACGAAUUGCCCGAGAGUACGUACGAAGCAAUGAAGGCUGUCUGCCCUCUAGGGUUAGAGGUGCAGAAGAUACAUGCAUGCCCUAAUGAUUGCAUCCUCUACCGCGGUGAGUACGAGGAUUUGAACGCUUGCCCAGUAUGCGGUGCAUUGCGCUAUAAGAUCAGCCGCGAUGACCCUGGUGAUGUCGAGGGCGAGCGCCCUAGGAAGAAGAUUCCUGCCAAGGUGAUGUGGUAUGCUCCUAUAAUACCACGGUUGAAAUGUUUGUUCCAAAACAAAGAGCAUGCCAAAGUGAUGCGAUGGCACAAAGAAGAUCGUAAGAAAGAUGGAAAGUUGAGAGUACCCGCUGACGGGUCGCAGUGGAGAAAAAUCAAAAUAAAGUACGGGAAGGAGUUUGCAGAUGACGCAAGGAACAAGAAUGUGUACCUGGGACAUCGUCAAUUUCUUCCGAGCAGGCAUCCCGUAAGAAAGAAAGGCAAGCAUUUCAAAGGUGAGGCGGAUCACCGGACGAAGCCUCGCCACCGUACUGGUGCUGAUGUACAUGAUAUGGUCAAGGAUUUGAAGGUGGUCUUUGGAAAGGGUGCUGGUGGACAACCUGUUCCAAAUGACGCUGACGGACGCGCACCCAUGUGGAAGAAGAAAUCUAUAUUUUGGGACCUGCCCUAUUGGAAAGACCUAGAGGUCCGCUCCGCAAUCGACGUGAUGCACGCGACGAAGAAUCUUUGUGUGACCCUGCUUGGCUUCUUGGGCGUGUAUGGGAAGACAAAAGAUACACCUGAGGCACGGGAGGACCAGCAACAUAUGCACAGAAAAGACGGCAUACAUCAGGGUCAUGCAAGCUACGCUCUUACCAAAGAAGAGAAGGAAAUCUUCUUUGAAUGCCUGCUCAGUAUUAAGGCUGAAACAAUCGGGAUCACUGUUGGACAACUCCUCGAUAUCGAGCCCAUGUCUCCAACUAGAGAGGAGGAAAUAAAACGGAAAUAUGUCCGGGGCCAACCUUUGGUCGAGCCAGACGAGGUCAAUAAGCUCCCAACGAGAAUGUAUGAAUUGCAUCAAUGGUACAUGGACAUUACCAAGAUUUCCAAUCGAGAGUCCCUCAUGGUGAAUGUCAAGAAGGAUCAUUACUACCAUGAGAAAGCUGUGACCGUUGAGUAUUCAGAACUAUUUCAGCUAUACAAUCAAGACGCACUCGACAAAUCUAUCGUUAGUUGC
Messenger RNA from Triticum urartu, 1794 nucleotides. NCBI's taxonomy places the organism in Eukaryota, Viridiplantae, Streptophyta, Magnoliopsida, Poales, Poaceae. The record is from RefSeq and is a predicted model, not a curated record.